AUUCAGCGAUAGAUAUUUAAUUCCGUCUUGUUUUCGUAUAUACUGUACGAUUUGCUCUGUAGUGCAGUAUCAUCGAUCAUUUCUAAUCCCACAUUUCAAGAUGUCAAAGGUAUACGAGUUUGAAGUGGAGAUGACGUGUGAGGGCUGCUCCGGAGCAGUUAAACGAGUCUUAGGAAAGCUUGAUGGCCAGGGCGUCACGAAAGUCGAGAUUGACCUCCCAAAUAAACGGGUAUUCAUCACGUCAACGUUAACUUCUGACCAGUUAUUGGAGGUGAUUAAGAAGACUGGAAAAAAUUGCUCAUAUAUAGGGGAAAAGCAAUAAACCUGGAUACAAUGACGCAAUGCGACGGAAUUACACAUUUAUCCGUUACUUAAAUUAUGAAGAUUACUGUUUCUCCUGAUGCGUGGGGUAAACAAAGGAGAGCCUUGAAAGGCAACUUAGCUUUUUGAUUGCCUUUUAGCAGCUCCCGUCUUGCCAAAUGUCUCCCUAUGAAUGACUUUUCCAAUUUUUACAAUUCACCGUACGCGACCGCUAAUGGUGAACAGAAAAAGAAAACAUAAUGAUAGGAUAAUAGAAC
Molecule: messenger RNA, 578 nt
Organism: Varroa destructor (honeybee mite)
Lineage: Eukaryota; Metazoa; Arthropoda; Arachnida; Mesostigmata; Varroidae
Gene: Atox1
Product: Antioxidant 1 copper chaperone
Biological process (GO): copper ion transport
Cellular component (GO): cytosol
Molecular function (GO): copper chaperone activity; metal ion binding
Source: RefSeq, a predicted model, not a curated record